Molecule: messenger RNA, 2187 nt
Organism: Thlaspi arvense
Lineage: Eukaryota; Viridiplantae; Streptophyta; Magnoliopsida; Brassicales; Brassicaceae
Source: the annotation of a GenBank genome assembly
AUGGGUAAGAAGAAGUCAGAAGAGAGUGCUGCUACCUCGAAGGCGAAGCCAAGUGGAAAAGAUUCUUCUAAAGAACCGAAAAAGGAGAAACUAUCAGUCUCAGCGAUGCUUGCAGGCAUGGAUCAGAAAGAUGAUAAACCCAAGAAGGGUUCAUCAUCCAGAUCCAGGGCUGUUCCAAGGAGCGCUUCCUCCUACACUGAUGGCAUAGAUCUUCCUUCCUCUGAAGAAGAAGACGAGGGCGCUUCUGAUGAGGAACAGCGGCAGGCGGAGGAAAGGAGAAAGCAGAAGAGCGAACAAAGGCAUCUUGAUAUCUCUGUGACCGAUAAGGAGCAAAAGAAGCGAGCGAUGAAAGAAAGAGCAGCUGAGCAGGCUUUAGAGCUUGCCAAGAGGGAGGCCUUGAGGGACGACCAUGAUGCAUUCACGGUUGUUAUUGGAAGCAAGACUUCGGUGCUUGAAGGAGAAGACACCGCUGAUGCGAAUGUUAAAGAUAUAACGAUAGAUUCUUUUUCCGUCUCUGUUCGAGGUAAAGAACUUUUGCAGAACACAUCUGUCAGGAUAUCACAUGGGAAAAGGUAUGGAUUGGUCGGGCCGAAUGGAAUGGGGAAGUCUACACUGUUGAAACUUUUAGCAUGGAGGAAGAUUCCAGUUCCGAAGAACAUUGAUGUUCUUCUUGUCGAGCAAGAGGUGGUCGCCGAUGAAAAGCGUGCUCUGGACGCAGUUGUUUCUGCCAAUGAGGAGUUGGUUAAAUUAAGGGAAGAAGUUAGAGCUCUGGAAGCUGCAGCUCAGCAGAAUUCGUCUUCUGGAGCUGACGGAGAAAACGGUGAAGGCGAAGAUGCUGAUUCUGGAGAAAAGCUUUCUGAGUUAUAUGAGAGGCUACAGAUCUUGGGGUCAGAUGCUGCUGAAGGACAGGCGGCGAAAAUUCUUGCAGGGCUAGGUUUCACAAAAGAUAUGCAAACCCGUGCAACUAACUCAUUCAGUGGUGGCUGGAGGAUGCGAAUAUCCUUAGCUAGAGCUCUCUUUGUGCAGCCUACGCUUUUGUUGUUAGAUGAACCCACCAACCAUCUCGACCUGAGAGCUGUUCUCUGGUUAGAAGAGUAUUUGUGUCGCUGGAAGAAGACGUUGGUUGUUGUUUCGCAUGACCGGGACUUCCUCAACUCUGUCUGCACGGAUAUAAUACAUUUGCAUGACCUGAAGCUCCACUUCUAUCGUGGUAAUUUCGAUGCUUUCGAAUCUGGAUAUGAUCAGCGACGCAAAGAAGUGAACAAAAAGUUUGAGAAUUUCCAGAAACAGGAUAAAGCAGCUAGGAGAUCUGGAAACCGUGCUCAACAGGAGAAGGUAAAGGAGAAAGCCAAGUUUGCUGCGGCGAAAGAAGCAUCCAAGAGUAAGGGCAAGGGUAAGGCGGUGGAUGAGGAGGGCCCAGCACCGGAAGCUCCUAGAAAGUGGAAAGAUUAUAGCGUGGAGUUCCACUUCCCAGAACCAACCGAGCUCACUCCUCCUCUUCUGCAGUUGAUUGAUGUUAGCUUCUGCUAUCCGAAUAGGCCAGAUUUCAGGCUUUCAGAUGUUGAUGUGGGUAUUGAUAUGGGUACUCGGGUCGCCAUAGUUGGGCCUAAUGGAGCUGGAAAGUCCACUCUUUUGAAUCUUCUUGCGGGAGAUUUAGUUCCAACAGAGGGUGAAAUGAGAAGAAGCCAAAAGCUAAGGAUUGGCAGAUAUUCUCAGCACUUUGUUGACCUGCUAACAAUGGGGGAAACACCUGUUCAGUAUCUUCUUCGCCUUCAUCCUGACCAAGAGGGAUUUAGCAAGCAAGAGGCAGUGCGUGCGAAGCUAGGCAAGUUCGGGCUCAUAAGUCACAACCACGUAGCUCCAAUUGCGAAACUGUCUGGUGGACAAAAGGCUAGGGUUGUGUUCACCUCAAUCUCAAUGUCGAAGCCACACAUUUUGCUUCUUGACGAGCCUACGAAUCACUUAGACAUGCAGAGUAUAGAUGCGUUGGCAGAUGCACUAGAUGAGUUCAGUGGAGGAGUUGUGCUGGUGAGUCACGACUCGAGACUCAUAUCACGUGUCUGUGAGGAUGAGGAGAAGAGUCAAAUUUGGGUUGUAGAAGACGGAACAGUGUCUUUCUUCGACGGCACAUUUGAAGAGUACAAAGAAGAUCUCCAGAGAGAAAUCAGAGCAGAGGUUGAUGAGUGA